Messenger RNA from Panthera uncia (snow leopard), 695 nucleotides. Its product is annotated as ubiquitin-conjugating enzyme E2 N-like. Gene Ontology annotation, molecular function: ubiquitin conjugating enzyme activity. The record is from RefSeq and is a predicted model, not a curated record. Lineage: Eukaryota; Metazoa; Chordata; Mammalia; Carnivora; Felidae. Gene Ontology annotation, cellular component: nucleus. Gene Ontology annotation, biological process: DNA damage tolerance; protein K63-linked ubiquitination.
AUGACAAGCCCUGCCACACAGACACAGUACACAAGAACUGUUCCACCUUUGCCAGAGCCUCUUUGGAGCAAGAGGAAUUUAUCAAAAAAAGCCCAGCGCUUGCUGGCAGAACCAGUUCCUGACAUUAAAACAGAACCAGAAGAGAGCAACGCCCAUUAUUUUCAUGCGGUCACUGCUGGCCCCCAGGAUUCCUCCUUCGAGGGAAGGACUUUUAAAUUUAAACUAUUCCUUCCAAAAGAAUACCAGACAGCAGCCCCUAAAGUACAUUUCAGGACCAAAAUUUAUCAUCCUAAUGUAGAGUAGUUGGGAAGAAUAUGUUUAGAUAUCUUGAAGGAUAAAUGGUCCUCAGCACUGCAGAUCCACACAGUUCUGCUAUGGAUCCAGGCUUUGUUAAGUGCUCCCAAUCCAGAUGAUCCAUUAGCAAAUGAUGCAGCGGAGCAGUGGAAGACCAACAAAGCCCAAGCCAUAGAAACAGUUAGAGCAUGGACUAGGCUAUAUGCUAUAAAUAAUAUUUAAAAUCGAUCUGAUCAUGAAGUGUGCAUCGCUUCUCCUAAUCUGACAAGACUUACUCCUUUUCUGCUUGCAUUUAAUGGAUACAGUCUUAUACAGAAUAAAAGCUCAGACAUUUCAGUCCUUUGGUGAUUAAUGCACAAUAGCAAAUCUAUGUCUUGUCCUGAUUCACUGUUGUAAAGCAU